Messenger RNA from Ostreococcus lucimarinus CCE9901, 1390 nucleotides. RefSeq lists its product with no specific name. Gene Ontology annotation, molecular function: uroporphyrinogen decarboxylase activity. The record is from RefSeq and is a predicted model, not a curated record. NCBI's taxonomy places the organism in Eukaryota, Viridiplantae, Chlorophyta, Mamiellophyceae, Mamiellales, Bathycoccaceae. Bases 251 to 1339 code for a protein of 362 amino acids. Gene Ontology annotation, biological process: heme biosynthetic process. The transcript has a single exon. Gene Ontology annotation, cellular component: cytosol.
CCGCGCGGACCCGCGCGAGGCCGACGACCCGGCGCGCGCGCGAACGCACGCGGCUCGACGCCCUCGACGCCCGGCGCGGGACCGGCGCGCGCGCGACUCGCGAGUGGACGCCGAAGGACGCGCGAUGGCGACGCGCGCGAUGCGAUCGACGCCGUCGACGCCCGCGCGGGCGGCGACGCGACGACGAACGCGACGCGCCGAGGCGACGCGGACGCGCGCGAACGCGAACGCGACGCCGGCGAACGAUCUGAUGAUUCGCGCGGCGCGCGGAGAGCGGGUCGAACGCACGCCGGUGUGGCUGUUCAGACAGGCGGGACGCCACCUGCCCGAGUACAACGAGUAUAAGAAAUCGACGGGGAAAAACUUUCUCGAGCUGCUGGCGGACCCGAAAGACGUGGCGGAGGUGACGAUGCAACCGAUUCGACGUUAUAACCUGGACGCGGCGAUUUUGUUCAGCGAUAUCUUAGUCAUCGCGGAGGCGCUGAACAUCGAGGUGGAGAUGCCGGGCGGGAAGGGGAUAUUGGUGCCGAAUCCGCUUCGGGGACCGGAGGAUAUGCAUCGAGUGCCGGAAUCGAUCGAUGUGAACGAAAAGUUGGCGCACGUGCUGGCGAGCGUCAAGGAGAUCAACGUGCAGAUCGAAAAGGAAGGCUUGGGAGUGCCGCUAAUCGGGUUCAGCGCGGCGCCGUGGACGCUCAUGUAUUACAUGGUCGGCGGGUCGUCGAGAAAGAACACGGAUGCGGGGAUGCGAUGGUUGAAAGAACACCCCAAGGAAGCGCAAAAGUUGUUGGACAUUCUGACGGACGUUGUGAUCGAUUACCUCGACGCGCAAGUCAAGGCUGGGGUGCACAUGGUGCAAGUGUUUGAGGCGAUGUGCGAGCACAUCACCGAGGAAAGCUUUUACGAGUACGCCAUGCCGUGCAUGGAGAAGAUUGCGCGCGAAUUGAAAAAGCGCCACCCGACCGUGCCUUUGCUGGGAUUCGCGCGCGAUGCCCCGUACGGUCUCGCCGCCCUUCAGCGCGCCGGUUACGACAUCAUCACCAUCGACACCGCGAUGGACCGCGUCGUCGCCCGCGACGUCUUGAGUCACGACGCCGAGACGCGCGGCGUCCAACCCUCCGGCGUUCAGGGUAACUUCGACCCAAGCCUGUUGAACAAAGAAGGCGGCUCGUCUUUCGAAGGCAUCGAAAGAGAGGUGACGCAAAUGCUUGAGGAUUUCGGUCCGCAAAAGCUCAUCGCGAACCUCGGCGCCGGUUUGGGCGGCAAGGAAGACGUCGAAAAAGUCGCCUACCUCGUCGACAGCAUCCACCGCGUGUCCGAGGACAUGAUCGCGGGCAAGUGAGCGCGCGCGCGCUCGCGUCCGCGUCGCGACCUCCGCGCGCUUUAAUAUUUC